AUGCCGGGUCCAUUGCCACCCCCCGGUGCAGCAGCGCUUGCAGCUGGCUCCAAUGCGGACCAACCGUUUAAGGAAACCAUUUUGCAGCUGCUGAACAAUCAACACACGUUGAUGACCCGCAUGGCAGAACAGAUGGCGAGCAUACAGGGAAACGUCCAGAACGCCAAUCGGAACGAGUUGGUGCUAGAUUCCCUCGCGAGCAAUAUCACCGAGUUCGCGUAUGAUCUGGAAAAGGGAUGCUCGUUCGAUGCUUGGUUCUCCAGGUAUGCGGACCUUUUUGAAAAAGACGCCUCCAAGCUGGACGACGACGCAAAGGUACGACUGCUGCUCCGCAAACUCAACCCCGCCGCACACGAAAGGUACACUUCGUUCAUUCUCCCCAAGCUCUCGAAGGAAUUUUCCUUCGACGAAACGGUUGCCAAAUUACAAACCAUUUUUGGUAGCCCCGUUUCGACCUUCCAUCGCCGGUACCAGUGCCUGCAGACAGCGAAGGAUGAGAACGAAGAUUUCAUCUCCUACUCCUGCAAAGUCAACCGCGCUUGUGUCGAUUUCAAGCUGCAGGAGCUCAAAGAAGACCAGUUUAAGUGCCUGAUUUUUGUGUGCGGGUUGAAGUCACCCAGGGAUGCUGACAUCCGGAUGCGCCUGCUUUCGAAAAUCAACGAGACGCAGGACAUAACGCUGGAGAAGAUAGUGGAGGAGUGCAAGAGUUUGAUAAACUUGAAGAAGGACACCGUACUCAUCGGGAGUCAGUCUGCCUCCACCACCGGUGCUGCUGCAACACAUGCUGUUCGAGUGAAUUCUCCCAACGGCAACCGCCGUAAGAAGGACAAGUUUGGUGGCAACAAAUCCGACACGCCUAAAACGCCGUGUUGGUCAUGCGGCGGCAUGCAUUUCUCCAGCCAGUGCAGCUUCAAGAACCACAAAUGCCGUGACUGUGGCCGAACCGGCCAUAAGGAAGGCUAUUGUUCCUGUUUCGCAUCCAAGCCAAGCUCCAAGAAGAACAAGGGGAAGCAGCAAAACAAACACCACGCAGCCAAGAUCGUGACCGUGAAAAAUGUGAACCGCAGCCGGCGGUACGUGGAGACAGCGAUCAACGGGGUUCCAGUCGACUUGCAGCUGGACUCAGGCUCGGACAUAACGAUCAUCUCCAGGCAGAACUGGAUCAAAGUCGGAGCACCCCAAACGUCUCCCCCCGAUUGUCAAGUGCAGACCGCAUCUGGUGACAGAUUGGGCAUCGAGUCCAUGUUUCGAGCAUCGUACACCAUCGGCGGAACGCAAAAGGAAGGCUCAGACCUCAUGGAUGAGUUUGGGCUCUGGGACGUUCCGUUUUCGUCGUUCUGCAAGCUGGUCGGCAGCUCACAACCAAGCCAGCAGGUGCUCGAAAUGAAGGAGAAGUUUCCCGAUGUGUUCACCAACCGUAUGGGACUGUGCACCAAAACACAGGUGCAUCUCACGCUCAAGCCGGACGUCCAGCCAGUGUUCAAACCGAAGCGGCCAGUUUCCUACAACAUGGGGGCUGUUGUAUUACAUGUUUCAUUUUGUAUUUAA
Molecule: messenger RNA, 1548 nt
Organism: Aedes albopictus (Asian tiger mosquito)
Lineage: Eukaryota; Metazoa; Arthropoda; Insecta; Diptera; Culicidae
Exons: 2
Coding region: 1-1548 (515 amino acids)
Source: RefSeq, a predicted model, not a curated record